AUGAUGUUGUCAAGUAAAGUUAUACCAAAAUGCGGCACGAUUGUUCAACGAGCAAAUCGACAUACCAAUCACUCAAUUGCAUUCCAGAGGCGAUACAUUGGAGGCUCGAGUGACUCCAGAGUUGCCGUUGCCAGUAGAGCUGCAAACUCACGGAAAGCUGCCUUAUUGUUAUCACUGACAAUAUGCGCCGGAGGUCUAUAUGCAACCGGCUAUCCACGAGCUUUACAUGCAGAAGAGAUCCCUACACCCGCCGAGCUACAAUUCGAGAAGAAGAGGAGGAAUACUAGCACAAAAGAAGAGAAUCGAGAUCAAAUAAGCUCACAGCAUUUGCAAGUGAAGAGGAGCUGGGAGAACCCAGGAGUAUAUGCAUGGGGAUCAAAUACGGGUCGUGUUGUUGCACCCGACUCCGAGGAAAUCAAUGUCAAAACUCCAAGACGAAUACCAUAUUUCGAUGGGAAGCUUAUUAGAGAUAUUAAGCUAGAUCGUAAUUUUGCAGCAGCGAUUACUGAGAACGGCGAUCUGCUACAAUGGGGUACAGGAUAUUCACCGGAUUGUAAAGGGCCUACAUCAACAUUGAAGGGAAAGGACCUUGUCAAGUUAUCUAUAUCGAAGGAUCGGAUCAUAGCACUUUCGUCAAAAGGCACGGUAUACUCAAUUUCAGCAUCACAAGCAGAUCAGGCAUUAGAACCAAAGCAACAAGAGAGCUCAUGGAUUCCUUUCUGGAGCAGUAAAUCUUCAAUUGGGUAUCGAACCUUGAACCCGGAUAAAAUGGUCUGGGGAGAAAAAGUGACGGAUAUUAGCAGCGGUCUUGAGCAUUGCCUUCUCCUUACAUCCAAAGGACGUGUUUUCUCCGCAGCAUCCGGUUCUGAAGAUUACCCUUCGAAGGGACAACUUGGUGUCCCUGGCUUAACAUGGACGUCGCGGCCCCCUGGAAGAUACGACCAACCACAUUGGUUAAGUACACUUCAAGGAUUCGACAUUGCAAAGAUUGCUACCGGUGACUAUCACUCUCUCGCAGUGGAUACGCAAGGGCGAGUUUUCAGCUUCGGCGAUAAUUCCGUCGGCCAAUUAGGCUUUGAAUACAACUCUGAAGCAUCUACCAUCGAUGCUCCCUCGCUAGUUCCCAUUGACAGACUCUACAAAGGCACAAAUCUACUUCCUCGCGUAACCGGCGUCUUCGCAGGGGGUGUAAAUACAUUCUUUACAGUCGACGCUACCCGAGUGGCCGGACAAUCAGAAGAAGAACCUCCCGCAGACCUAGGCCGUAUCACUGCCGAUACCUGGGCAUGCGGACAAGGAAUUUACGGCACCCUCGGAAACGGCCGCUGGACACACGUCCAAGGACUUCCCUCGAAAAUGAAAGCUCUCUCUGGCCUCUUCGAAUACGACGAAGUUGCCAACAAAGUAGUCCCUAUCCGACUCUCCCGACUCUCCAUUGGAAGCACUCAUGCCUCCGCUGUAAUGAACAACGUAACUCAUCUGAACGCUACCUCUAAAUCUAGCUCAAACGAUACGAAUUGGGGUGCCGAUGUAUUAUGGUGGGGCGGAAAUGAAUUCUACCAACUAGGCACUGGAAAGAGAAAUAACGUCAGCCAGCCAAUUUACAUCCAGCCGCUAGAUUUGGCGGCCGAUAGAGAGAAAGGAAGGAGAGAGGAACAUCGCUUCCAGAUUACGCCAAGGAAGACGGUGAAGAUUGGAGGGAGGAAUGUCAGUGUGGAACAGAGAAUUGAGUGUGGGAGAGGCUGUACCGCGGUUUAUUCUGGUGCUUAA
Messenger RNA from Botrytis fragariae, 1770 nucleotides. RefSeq names its product putative mitochondrial protein fmp25 protein. Gene Ontology annotation, cellular component: mitochondrial inner membrane. NCBI's taxonomy places the organism in Eukaryota, Fungi, Ascomycota, Leotiomycetes, Helotiales, Sclerotiniaceae. The record is from RefSeq and is a predicted model, not a curated record. The coding region runs from base 1 to 1770 and encodes 589 amino acids. The transcript has a single exon. Gene Ontology annotation, biological process: mitochondrial respiratory chain complex III assembly.